Messenger RNA from Cydia fagiglandana, 723 nucleotides. RefSeq lists its product as uncharacterized. Bases 292 to 723 code for a protein of 143 amino acids. NCBI's taxonomy places the organism in Eukaryota, Metazoa, Arthropoda, Insecta, Lepidoptera, Tortricidae. The transcript has 8 exons. The record is from RefSeq and is a predicted model, not a curated record. Gene Ontology annotation, molecular function: odorant binding.
CAGAUAACACCCGAAACAUUAAAGGUGGUUGAAGGAAAUUGCCGCAAAAUAACAAACGAGACUUGUGUCAGACUCUGUAUAUUGGAGAAAUUAGGAGUUAUAGAUGAGCGCGGAUGGUACGCGGAGAGUAAAGGGACAGAAUUCAUAAAGAGUAUAUUUCCUACCGAUAUAAUAAUAGACAACCAAGAAUCGAUUAUUCGGCAAAUAGCUCAGACAUGCGACAGGGUAAACCAACAUGUCAGUCAUGAUUGUAAUCGAGGUGAAGAAGUGGCCAAGUGCUUAUAUGAAGAAAUGGAUAAGGUACUACAGAAAAACGACGACGGGAACGAGAUGGAGCCCGAAAAGGAAAUUGCGAUAACACCCGAAACAUUAAAGGUGGUUGAAGGAAAUUGCCGCAAAAUAACAAACGAGACUUGUGUCAGACUCUGUAUAUUGGAGAAAUUAGGAGUUAUAGAUGAGCGCGGAUGGUACGCGGAGAGUAAAGGGACAGAAUUCAUAAAGAGUAUAUUUCCUACCGAUAUAAUAAUAGACAACCAAGAAUCGAUUAUUCGGCAAAUAGCUCAGACAUGCGACAGGGUAAACCAACAUGUCAGUCAUGAUUGUAAUCGAGGUGAAGAAGUGGCCAAGUGCUUAUAUGAAGAAAUGGAUAAGGUACUACAGAAAAACGACGACGGGAACGAGAUGGAGCCCGAAAAGGAAAUUGAGGUAAUGGUUUGGAAAUAA